AUCGGCGCGAAUGCUUGUGUGUGCAACGUGUUUUUAUUUCGCACGUUGAGACGAACGCGAACACGAUAUGAGUAGCGGCAAAAGAAAACUAUCGUUUUUGGGCUUCUCACCUCAGGGUGAGGGUGAGGACGAGAUCCGGCUGGACGAGGAGAUGGAUCGGGUGCUGUGGGGCGAGGGCGGGCCUCCGCCACUUCUGGAAAACACAGCUUCGCCGCUUCGGGAUAUCGCUGCACCAGUGCCACAGCAAACAAUGCAAGAUGGCGGUAGUUUACCCAGUGUAACAGAAUUAUCACAAGCCAGCCCGUUACCGUUGGACAGCAUGGGAUCAGAUCAUCCGAUGUCGGUGGGUUUUUCGGGUUCGGGUUCAGCGGGGAGUCCUCGGGAGGUGGAAGACAGACGCGUGCAGUUCGACGGCGAUCGGCGCAGCUCCACAACUGAGCUUUUCGACGAUGCAAAUGACGAACGACGUAAUCAGAGAUUUGUAAAGGUGCCACAACCAUACAAGACACGGAAAUUGGUGGUGCACGAGAAUGUGAGCUUGCCUCUCGAUGACGAGCCUAGCGAUAUGGUGGGCUCGGACGAACACAUGCCGGAGAUGGACCAAGACGUGUUGCGCAGUCAUCGCAGUGACGACCCGAGAGCCCUACGAAGACAUAAGAUACGCAAGGGCUCGACGGUGCACGUCGGCCGAAAGGAUGGCGGUGACAGGGUUGCUGAUAUACUCUCGGAUUUAACAUACAAAAAAAUGUACGACCAUAGGCCUCACGCGGUCUUCGUCCAACUCGAUGAGCUUUUCGCCACCGAGGAUGGUGAUCCGGAAUGGAAGGAGACAGCUCGCUGGAUCAAAUACGAAGAAGAUGUGGAGGAAGGUUCUGCGAGAUGGGGUCGGCCGCAUGUCGCCUCUCUCUCGUUUCACUCACUGCUGAAUCUGAGGCGAUGUCUGGAGACCGGUGUAGUACUACUCGACCUCGACGAGAAGGAUCUUCCUGGUGUAGCAUACAGGGUGGUCGAAAGCAUGGUUACCGAAGGUCUCAUCGAGGAAGACGAUAAGCCGGUUGUAAUGCGAUCGCUUCUACUGAGACACAAACACGUGCACGACGAACGAUUCAGAUUCUCAAUAGGGGGCAAGAAACAAUCCUCAUACACCAGUUUGCAGUCGCUGUGGCUGGAGGAGCCUGGUUUGGGGCACGGCGGUGCGAACGGUGCGCGCAUUCGCUGCACGCAUUGCUCCCCCGCCGGCACCUGUCGCCGACACAGCGCCCACAUUCUUAGCCUGUCGGAACGACGUUUUGGGCGUCGAAGUUCUUACGCCUUACCUCUUCAUGAACGUUCCGAAACACGUAAGAAGACGUCAGCUCCGGGCCUCGAUCAACGUGAGAUAGAAUACGUCGCCGCAGGAGUAGACGGCUCCCAGGAUGAACUGCGACGUGGACACAAUGACUCCAUCAUGAAACGUAUUCCCGAAGACGCCGAAGCGACCACAGUUCUCGUCGGUGCUGUGGGUUUCCUGGAUCAACCAACCAUCGCAUUCGUCCGUCUUGCGCAAGGAAUUUUGAUGCCUUCAAUCACCGAAGUCCCUGUGCCCGUUCGAUUCAUGUUCAUCCUCUUAGGUCCGACUGCUGCUGAUCUCGACUACCAUGAAGUCGGUCGUUCUAUAUCGACACUAAUGUCGAAUCCGUCGUUCCAUUCCAUCGCUUACAAAGCUGAUGAUCGUCGUGAACUCUUAUCAGCUAUCAACGAAUUCUUAGAUGAUUCUAUUGUGCUGCCACCUGGUGACUGGGAAAGGCAGGCUCUGUUGCCGUUCGAAGAACUACGAGCUAAAAGUGAAAUGAUAAGGCGGCGUAAGCGUGACGCAUUGGAACGUAAGAAAGCCGCCGCCGAAGCGGCCUCUCCUCCCUCCGUUGAAAAGCAGACCCUGAUUACUGCGGAAGCUGGGGAAAAGCAGGAAAAAGAAUACGAAGAUCCACUUUCUAAGACUGGUCGUAUUUUCGGGGGUGUAAUACGUGAUAUUAAAAGGCGCUAUCCGUAUUACUUGUCCGAUUUCCGAGACGCGUUGAACGGACAAUGUGCUGCGGCCACUAUAUUCAUGUACUUUGCUGCACUGUCGUCGGCCAUCACUUUCGGUGGGUUACUCGCCGAAAAGACUAACGGAAAAAUUGGCAUAUCGGAAACUUUGGUUUUCACGUGCGCUGGUGGAGUAUUAUUCGCUUUGCUGGCUGGCCAGCCAAUGAUGAUCACCGGAGCAACCGGUCCUUUGCUUCUACUUGACGAAUCACUGGCGACGUUCUGCCGAUCCUACGGGUUCGAAUUUCUAGCUGCUAGAAUGUACUGCGGCAUCUGGAUGAUAGUUAUUGCCAUUUGCGUGGCAUCGGUUGAAGGGAGCGUGGCUGUUAAGAAGAUUACCAGAUUUACAGAGGACAUAUUUGCGUUCCUGAUAUCCCUGAUCUUCAUCUCGGAGCCAAUUACGAACCUGAUCAGCUUGUACCGAGCGCAUCCGCUCGGUUAUGACUACUGCCAACACAGCGUUAACAAUACUACGGAACCACCAACUAUUGGGAACAAUACCCUUAAUAAUAAUGCAACAAUGCCCGCGGCACCGCACCACAUCAAGAUUGCGCCACAACCGAACACUGCGCUCUUCUGUACUAUGCUCACACUUUCCACCUUCAUCAUCGCCUACUAUCUUCGUAUCUUCCGCAACGGAAAAUUCCUCGGACGCAGUGCUCGACGAGCUUUGGGAGACUUCGGAGUGCCGAUUGCAAUCGUCCUGAUGGUCGGCGUGUCAGUGUUGGUGCCGGUGUGGACGGAGAAGUUGCAAGUACCUGAAGGUCUCAGCCCAACUGCGGACCGGUCAUGGCUCGUGCCUCUCAACCCUGGCCUGGAGACGAUUCCCAUGUGGGCAGCCUUUGCCAUGGCUUUACCUGCCCUCAUGGUUUACAUUAUCGUGUUUAUGGAAACGCAUAUAGCCGAGUUGAUCGUUGACAAACCAGAACGUCGCUUGAAAAAGGGUAGCGGUUUCCACAUGGACAUAGUGAUAAUGUCUGUGGUUAAUGCUGUGUGCGGUAUGUUUGGUGCGCCGUGGCAAUGUGUCGCUACCGUCCGCUCCGUUAGCCACGUGGCCGCGCUCACCGUCAUGUCCACCACACACGCUCCCGGAGAUAAGCCCUACAUCGUGGAAGUUAAAGAACAACGUCUGACUGGAUUGCUGGUUGCGGUACUGUGUGGCGUAUCUGUGUUAGCCUCUGGUUGGCUGCGUUUGGUACCAAUGGCUGUUCUAUUUGGCGUGUUCCUCUACAUGGGUAUCUCUGCUCUCGGCGGCAUUCAAUUCUGGGAUCGAUGCAUCUUGUUGUUCAAGCCCGUUAAACAUCACCCUCAAGUACCAUACGUCCGACGGGUACCGACUUUGAAGAUGCACUUGUACACACUGAUACAGAUCGCAGGCAUUAGUCUUCUGUACUUGGUGAAAAGCUCUCAGUAUUCACUCGCUCUGCCGUUCUUCCUGGUGAUGAUGGUGCCGCUACGAAUGGCCUUAGCCUACAUUUUCACUCCUCUGCAACUACGAGCUUUGGACGGCGCCCAGAAAGAAAUUGACAAAGACGAGCCGGACUUCUACGAGGAAUCACCGCUUCCGGGUUAAGCAGCUUCUAACUAAAUAUUAACUAGACGUAUUCUUGAAUUAACAACGUCAAGUAUACUUAAAAUAAAAAAGCUAAUUAACAAAUAAUUUUAAAGUCUAUUACCAGUGGCAAUAUUUUGCCAGGUUAUAUACUCUGUGUUAGUAAGGUAAAUAUUUUAGUAAUUUGAAAAAUAAAAUGUAACGGUCCGUCGAUCUUCAAUGGUUGUAUUCUUUCCGAUCAUUAAGCUUUUUAAUGAUUGUAUUUUUCGAAAUACUAUAAAUCUAAGAUUUUUCAUGCUUCUAUCGAUAAUCUUACAUUUUGAUAAAUCAUAAUUUCAUCUUUUUGUUCCUUUUACCAUUAACGACGUUCUGUGUUACGUUUUAUUUUUUACGUUGAACAAUAUUGAGAUUAGAAUUUAUUAAGACGCGGGACGUAGUACGAAGAGACAAUAUUUAAGGCGAGAACAAUAAGAAUCCAUGUUAAACACGGGACUAUAUGCAACAUUUAUAUUAUUCAAACCUUAGUUAAGUCGUAGAUGUAGGUGUUUAUGUAGUAAAAACUAAAAUUAAUAUACAGUGAAACCUGGUUAAGUGAGACAUCAAGGGACCUGCAAU
This is a messenger RNA of Papilio machaon (common yellow swallowtail), 4231 nucleotides long. RefSeq names its product anion exchange protein 3 (gene Ae2). Bases 68 to 3637 code for a protein of 1189 amino acids. Gene Ontology annotation, cellular component: plasma membrane. NCBI's taxonomy places the organism in Eukaryota, Metazoa, Arthropoda, Insecta, Lepidoptera, Papilionidae. The record is from RefSeq and is a predicted model, not a curated record. Gene Ontology annotation, biological process: regulation of intracellular pH; transmembrane transport; monoatomic anion transport. The transcript has 19 exons. Gene Ontology annotation, molecular function: monoatomic anion transmembrane transporter activity; solute:inorganic anion antiporter activity.